Molecule: messenger RNA, 579 nt
Organism: Sphaerodactylus townsendi
Lineage: Eukaryota; Metazoa; Chordata; Lepidosauria; Squamata; Sphaerodactylidae
Gene: TIMM23B
Product: translocase of inner mitochondrial membrane 23 homolog B
Exons: 4
Coding region: 224-571 (115 amino acids)
Source: RefSeq, a predicted model, not a curated record
CCUCAGCAGCGAUGUCAUAAAACGAUGUCGUAAAGCCCCCGGCCGAGCCGCAGAGCAGCCGUAGCAGUAGAAGCCACCGCCCUCGGCGGCGGUGUCAUAAAGCGGCGUCGUAAAGACCCCGCGUGCAAGACCCAUCGCCGCUUGACGGCAGCUUCGGCCUAGCUGCGGAGGAGCGGCGGUUUGGUUUCACGCGGAGGCUGCCGGGAGGAGCAGGGCGGCCUCCAUGAUGGAGGGGAACUCCAAGGGCUCCGGCCUCGGGGGGCUCUUCGGCGUCGGGGGAGGCGUCGGCGGGCCGGGCUAUUCCCACGCGGACCUGGCCGGGGUUCCUCUGACUGGGAUGAGCCCUCUAUCUCCGUAUUUAAAUGUGGACCCCAGAUACCUUAUACAGGACACAGAAGAAUUUAUUCUACCCACUGGAGCUAGCAAAACUAGAGGAAGAUUUGAGCUGGCAUUCUUUACCAUUGGAGGAUGUUGCAUGUCAGGAGCUGCAUUUGGUGCCCUCAAUGGCCUACGGCUGGGUUUGAAAGAGACACAAAGCAUGGCGUGGUCCAAACCUAGAAAUGUACAGUAAGUAUAAAA